This is a messenger RNA of Geodia barretti, 1963 nucleotides long. The record is from the annotation of a GenBank genome assembly. NCBI's taxonomy places the organism in Eukaryota, Metazoa, Porifera, Demospongiae, Tetractinellida, Geodiidae.
CCUCCCCUCCUCGCUCCAGCGGAGGUGAAGAGAGUGGGGGACACUCUGCUGGGAGUGGCCACUCAGUGUGUCCAGGUGAAGAAUGUCCUCAAACCGUCCGCUCAGACCCUCUCAAACCUCUGUCUCAAGAUUAACGUCAACUGGGCGGAGUCACAGCAUCCUCUCGUUCCAGGGAUCAGGUACUCGGUUCCAGCACCAGACCCCUGUAAUUACAGGAUUUGGAAUUGUAGACACUCGUGUAAAGUCACACGGGUUUUUUUAUACACAUGGGGAGGGCGAACCACACCCAUCUCAUCCAUUUCAACCCUGUCUCUGCCUUUUAAGGAACAUGUAGUAAAACCACGACUUAACCCAUAGCCACGCCCCCUUAUUCCCUGUAUGUCGUAGAUUCUUUGCUUUUUGAUAACUUGAUUAUUUGAAGUGUCGUUUCACUUCUCUCAAACCCUCCCUCCCUCGAUCUCUUCCUCCCUCCCAUCAGACCAGCGGUGUUCCAGUCUCCAGUGAUAUUCAUGGGAGCCGACGUCACCCAUCCUCCAGCAGGAGACGACAGGAAACCCUCCAUCGCUGCCCUGGUGGCGAGUAUGGAUGGCCACCCCAGUCGCUACUCUGCGACAGUGCGUGUCCAGAACCAUCGCCAGGAGAUCAUCGCAGAGCUGGCCAUGAUGGUGAGAGAGAUGCUCAUAGACUUCUACAAGAGCACUCGGUUCAAGCCGCACAGAAUCAUCUUCUACAGAGACGGAGUCAGCGAAGGGCAGUUUCAGCAGGUCCUUCAGCACGAGCUGAGAAGUGUGAGAGAGGCGUGUAUGAAGCUUGAGGACGACUAUGAACCAGGAAUCACGUUCAUUGUGGUCCAGAAGAGACAUCACACCAGGCUCUUCUGUGCAGACCACAAGGACAUGGUUGGUCGCAGUGGCAAUAUUCCAGCUGGUACUACUGUUGAUGUUGGCAUCACUCAUCCCAAUGAGUUUGACUUUUACCUCUGCUCCCAUGCCGGAGUCCAGGGAACAAGUCGACCCUCUCACUAUCACGUCCUGUGGGACGACAACGGUUUCUCUGCAGAUGAGCUCCAGUGCCUCACCUACCAGCUGUGCCACACGUACGUACGCUGCACUCGCUCCGUCUCCUAUCCUGCCCCUGCCUACUACGCUCAUCUGGUGGCCUUUAGAGCUCGCUACCACCUCCAGGAGAGGGAGGACAAGAGGUAUAUAUAUCCCCCAGAGUGUGUGAUUACCAUUGUGUACCAUUGUGUAAUAAGGACAUGGGGUGGUGGUACAUUCUUUCCUCUCUUAUUUGCUUCUUUUCGGUAGUGAGCAAUGCACAUGUAUUGCUAAUGCCUUUCAAAGAAAUAGGCAAUUAGUAGAAUUUAGUCUCCUUUACAGAUUUAGCUUACUAACCUAGGUCUGCAAGACUAAGUGCCUAUAAUAUAAUUAUGUAUUCCUAUGUGAAUGAAAGCUCCCUCCCACUAUGAUGGAAAACUGUCCGUCGCCUCACUAGUUUUCCCUCCCUCCUUCUCCUCCCUCUUUCUCUUCUCUCUCUCUCUUUAUUCCUCUCCCUCUCUCCCCAGUGGAGAUGGUUCAUCGGCCAGCCAACAAAGUGAAGAGCCUCGCUCACCUCAGGCCAUGGCACAGGCUGUUCGAGUCCACGAUGAUAUCAACAAAGUCAUGUACUUUGCCUAACGCCACCUCUCCGCUCACGGCCGCAGUUUAUAACCCUAACCUGGAAUUUGAAUCACCUCUCAGUUUUUUCCUCUUAGCUCGAAUUUUUUUCGCCAGCUCACGACCAAUUUGACUGUACAGCUGCCUAACUCCUCAUACCAGUGUUACCAAUGUAUAUUAUUGUUGCUAUACAGAGAUCAAUUGUUUCAAUCAGUUUAAUAAGUUAUUAUUAUAUCGUGGGCCUGGUUCUUUGGUUGAAUCUCGAUCAUAUUAUGUACUUAUGUAGUGUAUUGCUCUUUUUUACUCUU